GAAGCCAUGAAUGGCGGAGGAGACGCCCAAAACGGGUCAGCAAAGCAGCUGACGGCCGAAUCACUGCCCGUGUUCAACGAAGGAGUAUACUUGAUUCUCUCUCGAUGGUCGGCUCUCCAGCUCGCCAUCGAAGAAGAAUGGGCUGGCCGCCGCUCCCGCCAGUUGGCCGAUCAACUCGCUUCCGACAUCUUCUCCUGGUUCACCCAGCCCAAAGCUGAGCCGCUUUACAUCGAUGAUUUAGAGAACGUUCUCGACGAAGGGAUGCUUUCUCUGAAUUGCGAGAUUGACGAUGGUAGCGUAGAGGAGGUGGCAGAGAAGUUGAUGAUUAUGCAUGAGGAAUGUUUGGAAGGUGAUUAUAGCUCUGUUGAGAAGUUGAGAAGAGCAGGGCCUGCAGCAGGGACUCAACAACAUAUUAGACAGGCUGGCAAUGAUGAUAACGAUGACUCUUCGGAUGAUGGAAGUGAUGAUGAAGGUGAUAUGAUGCCUGGAAGUAGAUCAAAUAUUGCAGUGGAUUCGCCAGUUCCUCAGCCUAGGGCGAGUUCAGAGAACAUGCCUAAUGAAAGUCAGAUGGAGGAUGAUGGGUGGACGGUUGUUUCUUCCAAUCGAAACAAAGAUGAAAGCAACGAGAUGCAGAAAGUUUUCCACAUGAAAGGCGGAUUAGGGGAAGAGAGCUAUGCCCUUAACUCAAAAUCCCAGAGCGCCUACUUAUCCAGAGCGAUGCAGGUUCUGGAUCAAGCAGUUCUGGACCUCUGCACUGCCGGAUUUCCAGCCAACUCGUUUAACAUAGCAGACCUCGGAUGUUCUUCAGGACCAAACUCUCUGGUCGCGGCUGCGCAGAUCACAGGCAUCAUCCAUCAGAAGAGCUCCCAGCUCGGCCGAACGCCUCCGGAAUUCUCUGUCUUCCUGAACGAUCUUCCGGGAAAUGAUUUCAACACGGUUUUCAACUCCCUGCCGUCUUUCCAGGAGAAGCUGAAAACAGAGCAUGGGCAAGAUUUCGGGCCCUGUUAUGUUUCAGGCGUUCCGGGCUCUUUCUACGGCAGGCUUUUCCCCUCCAAUUCCCUCCAUUUCGUUCAUUCCGGCCAGUGCCUUCACUGGCUUUCCCAGGUUCCUCCAGAGCUGCGUGACAAACAGGAUCCGCUGAUAAACAAAGGGAAGGUUUUCAUCUCGAGAACGAGUUCACCUGCUGUAAUAGACGCUUACAAGUCCCAAUUCCAAAAGGACUUCUGCGCAUUCCUCCAGGCACGUUCAGAGGAAGUGGUUGCAGGUGGUAGAAUGGUGUUGCAGUUCAGGGGAAGACGUCUAGAAGACCCGGCCCCUGAUGAAAGUUGCUUGCUCUGGGAUUACCUAGGAUUGGCCUUCCAGGAAUUAGUUUCUGAGGGGCUCAUUCCUGAAGGGAAGCUUGACACUUACAACACGCCAUAUUACGAGGCGUUUACUGAAGACGUGAGAGCUGAGAUCGAGAGAGAAGGAUCGUUUGCUGUGGAUUGCCUGGAGACUAUCGUGAUCCCUUGGGAUGGGUGUAAUGGAGGAGUAAAGCAGUAUGACAGGGCGACCACAGCCAGGAACAUGGGGAAGGCAAUAAGAGCGGUGAACGAGGCAAUGAUUCGGAGCCAUUUCGGUGGAGGAGAUGUGGAGUUUGUGGACCGUUUGUUUCAGAAGUUUGGUAGAAUCAUGGUGGAUGACUCGAAGGAAGUUGAGCAUGUCAGUAUUGUUGUCUCUGUCAUCAAGAAGCAAUCAACCGUUUGAGCAUGUCCGUCAGUACAAUCGAUGGCUGUGCCUGUGUGUGAUCUGCUUAGUAAUAUCACUAAGCCAUGGGUUUAGUGACUAAACCCCACUCCCCUUGUUCACUUGUACUCAUUUCAGUUUUUAAGUGUAUAAUAAUUGAUUUCUAGUUCUAUGAAAAGGAUCUAUUCAGACUCCAUCUUCCCUGAG
Messenger RNA from Linum tenue, 1932 nucleotides. The record is from the annotation of a GenBank genome assembly. Lineage: Eukaryota; Viridiplantae; Streptophyta; Magnoliopsida; Malpighiales; Linaceae.